This is a messenger RNA of Hypoxylon fragiforme, 1575 nucleotides long. RefSeq names its product MFS general substrate transporter. Bases 1 to 1575 code for a protein of 524 amino acids. Gene Ontology annotation, biological process: transmembrane transport. Lineage: Eukaryota; Fungi; Ascomycota; Sordariomycetes; Xylariales; Hypoxylaceae. Gene Ontology annotation, molecular function: transmembrane transporter activity. The transcript has 9 exons. The record is from RefSeq and is a predicted model, not a curated record. Gene Ontology annotation, cellular component: membrane.
AUGACCCUGUUCCGGCGGAAGCAGCGCCAGGACCUCAACGAGAUCGCGACGCAGCCUUCCGUCUUCGACGACCCGGAGACGGCCAAGCACUUCAAGCCGACGGAGAAGUACGAGAACUUGCAUCGGUUCGACCCGGCCGCGAGGUGGACGUGGGCUGAAGAGCUGCCGCUUAUCAACAAGCUCGACUGGAAGAUCACGCUGUGGGCGUGCAUUGCCUUCUUCGCGUUGGACCUGGACCGAGGGAAUCUUUCGCAGGCUAACACGGAUAACUUUCUGGAAGACUUGGGCCUGUCUACCAAUGACUAUAACCUGGGAAACACCGUUUUCCGACUGGCCUUCUUAUGCGCCGAACUGCCAUCACAGUUGAUCAGCAAGAAGCUGGGACCCGAUCGAUGGAUACCUUCAAUCAUGUGUCUAUGGAGCGUUGUCGCAGCCGCACAGUUCUGGCUGAACAGCAGGGAGACCUUCCUGGCCUGUCGUGUGCUUCUUGGUCUGUUGCAAGGCGGAUUCAUCCCGGAUAUUGUCUUGUAUCUUUCCUACUUCUUCAAAGGCACCGAGCUCCCCUUCCGCCUCGCCCUCUUCUGGACGACCCUCAAAGUCGUCGACAUCGUCGCGCCCCUCCUCGCCUCCGGCAUCCUACAACUCCGAGGCCACCGGGGCCACGAAGGGUGGCGCUGGCUAUUCCUGAUCGAAGGGGUGUUCACGCUCAGCGUGGGCAUCUGGUCGUGGUUCAUGAUGGCGCCGUCGCCGACGCAGACCAAGGCCUGGUACCGGCCCAAAGGGUGGUUCAACGAGCGCGAGGAGACCAUCAUGGUCAACCGCAUCCUCCGCGACGACCCCUCCAAGGGCGACAUGCAUAAUCGACAGGCUGUUGAUCUGAAGAUGUUGUGGAAGUCUAUCACGGAUUAUGAUUUGUGGCCGAUUUAUAUCAGCGGCUUGUUGUUCGGGAUUCCUGUGGGCCCGCCGGACCAGUAUCUAACGCUGAUCCUUCGAAGUCUUGGGUUCGAUACGUUCGACUCCAACGUUCUUUCGAUCCCUAGUCAAGUUAUUGGCGUUAUCACGAUGCUCACCCUGACCUACCUCUCCGAAGUGUGGAACGAGCGUUCAUUGAUGGGCCUAUUUGCACAGGUCUGGAUGUUACCCAACCUCAUCGCCCUCGUCGUACUACCAAGCGUUGCCUCGCCGUGGGUGAAAUACGCCGUGUUGACAGUUCUACUCGGGUACCCCUAUCCCCAUGCGAUCCAAGUCGGCUGGUGUAGCCGCAACUCGAACACCGUCAGAGCGCGAACCGUCUCCGCUGCAGUGUAUAAUAUGUUCGUGCAAGUAUCCGGCAUCGUGUACUCGAAUAUAUACCGUGCAGAUGAUAGACCCGAAUACCGCCGCGCAAACAAACAACUAGUCGCCAUCUGCUCCGCCAACAUCGUCGUCUACUUCCUCAUAAAGGUGUACUACAUAUGGCGCAACAACAAGCGAGACCGGGAGUGGAACGAGAUGUCGCGGGAGCAACAACUCCACUACAUGGAAACGACGACCGACCAAGGGAACAAGAGGAAGGAUUUCAGGUUUGCUCAUUAG